CUAUAGCCCACAUCAAAUCACACACUCUCUGGUACACAUCGGCUAAAUUCAUUAAGAGCUAGCUUGAGAGGAGAGACAAUGGCCGCAGCUUUCCUUAAGCUUUCUCUUGCGCUGGCAUGCGUACUGCUGCUGUCGUCGGCGGCGUGCCAUGGCCUGGAGGUGGGUUACUACAAGAAGACAUGCCCCCGCGUGGAGGCCAUCGUGAGGGACGAGGUUAAGAAGUUCGUCUACAAGAACGCCGGCAUCGGCGCCGGCCUCAUCCGCAUGUUCUUCCACGACUGCUUCGUCCAAGGAUGCGACGGCUCCGUCCUCCUGGACCCUACGCCGGCUAACCCGCAGCCCGAGAAGCUGAGCCCUCCCAAUUUCCCCAGCCUCCGCGGCUUCGAGGUGAUCGACGCGGCCAAGGACGCCGUCGAGAAGGCGUGCCCUGGAGUGGUCUCGUGCGCCGACAUCGUCGCCUUCGCCGGCCGCGACGCAGCCUACUUCCUUAGCAAGAUGAAGGUCAAGAUCAACAUGCCGGCCGGCCGCCUCGAUGGCCGCGUUUCCAAUUCCACGGAGGCCCUCGACAACCUGCCGCCACCAUUCUUCAACCUCGACCAGCUCGUCGCCAGCUUCGCCGCUAAGGGCCUCAGCGCCGAGGACAUGGUCGUGCUCUCCGGCGCCCACACCAUCGGGGUCUCCCACUGCUCGUCCUUCGUCUCCGACCGCAUCGCCGUCACCUCCGACAUCAACGCAAGCUUCGCCAACUUCCUGAGGAGGAGGUGCCCCGCCAACCCGAGCACGGCCAACGACCCCACGGUGAACCAAGACGUGGUGACCCCCAACGCUCUCGAUAACCAGUACUACAGGAAUGUCCUCGCGCACAAGGUGCUGUUCACGUCCGACUCCGCCCUUCUUACGACGCCGGCGACGACGCAGAUGGUGCGCGACAGUGCCAACAUCCCCGGGCAGUGGGAGGCUAAGUUUAACAUGGCCAUGGUCAAGAUGGGAGCGAUCGAUGUGAAGACUGGCAAGCAAGGCGAAAUCAGGAGGAAGUGCAGGAUCGUCAACCACUGAUGAUCGAUCCAUGAAUCAUCACGGUGUUGCGUUAAUUCGUUUGUGCGCUUUAGUUUUGCACUGCGUGAGGUCAUCUACUUGUGAUUUUCGUUCAAUUUUCAUGCAUGUACUGUAAUUGGUUGUUUUGACUGUUCAAAUUCUUUGGCUGCUUAUAUUAUUGGUGUUGAAGUUAACUUUG
Molecule: messenger RNA, 1234 nt
Organism: Triticum dicoccoides
Lineage: Eukaryota; Viridiplantae; Streptophyta; Magnoliopsida; Poales; Poaceae
Product: peroxidase 2-like
Exons: 1
Coding region: 79-1056 (325 amino acids)
Biological process (GO): response to oxidative stress; hydrogen peroxide catabolic process
Molecular function (GO): heme binding; peroxidase activity
Source: RefSeq, a predicted model, not a curated record